Molecule: messenger RNA, 3493 nt
Organism: Styela clava
Lineage: Eukaryota; Metazoa; Chordata; Ascidiacea; Stolidobranchia; Styelidae
Product: ras-related GTP-binding protein C-like
Biological process (GO): cellular response to starvation; positive regulation of TORC1 signaling; negative regulation of autophagy
Cellular component (GO): lysosome; nucleus; Gtr1-Gtr2 GTPase complex
Molecular function (GO): GTP binding; GTPase activity
Source: RefSeq, a predicted model, not a curated record
UUUGACCCGGCGAUCACGAGUUGUCUGGUCACAGAUUAGUGAACACCGAAUAUAGCUUGAAAAUUUUACGUUUUCUUCGAGGUUUGUUCGGCAAAUUUCUUUGUAAACCUGCAUUUGGUUUAAAACAAACUAUGGACCAAUAAAAUUAACUACCGUACAUUACUGUGAGGUCGUUAAGAAGCCAGAUAUGGAUCCGGGAGAGCCCCACAAUGUUCCAGUUGGAUCUUACAGCAAGACUUAUGCAUCUGACGAUGACGGGGAUGCAAGUGCGGCAGGCAGUGAGAAACCGAGAAUUCUAUUAAUGGGCUUGCAACGAAGUGGGAAAUCUUCAAUUCAAAAGGUAGUUUUUCAUAAAGUUGCACCAAAUGAAACUCUCUUUUUGGAAACUACACCGAAAAUAUUUCGAGAUGACGUUUCAAAUGAUUCGUUUAUCAACUUUCAAAUCUGGGAUAUUCCUGGACAAAUCGACUAUUUUGACCCUGCAUUCGAUCUGAAAAUGAUAUUCGGAAUGGCCGGAGCUUUAAUUUUUGUUAUAGAUGCGCAGGAUGACUAUAUGGAUGCUCUUGUAUGUUUACACAAAACUGUUACUCGUGCUUUCAAGUGCAAUCCAAAUAUAAAAUUUGAAGUAUUCAUCCAUAAAGUUGAUGGAUUGUCUGAUGAUCAGAAGAUGGAUACACAACGUGAAAUUCAUCAACGUGCCAACGAAGAUUUACAUGAAGCGGCAAUAGAAAGGCUUCAUCUAAGUUUCUAUUUGACGUCAAUUUACGAUCACUCCAUAUUCGAAGCGUUCAGUAAGGUUGUUCAGAAAUUAAUUCCUCAGCUUCCGACUCUAGAAAAUCUACUCAAUGUAUUUAUAUCGAACUCUGGCAUAGAAAAAUCAUUCCUAUUUGAUGUUGUCAGCAAGAUUUAUAUUGCUACAGACAGUUCACCCGUGGACAUGCAAUCUUACGAGUUAUGCUGUGAAAUGAUUGAUGUUAUGAUAGAUAUGAGUUGUAUCUAUGGACGCGAAGAAAGUGAAUGUGCAUGUAAGAUGGAUUCAGCGUGUAUUAUUAGAUUGAAUAAUUCAACUGUUCUCUACUUACAAGAAGUCACAAGAUUCUUAGUUCUCGUUUCAAUUCUAAGAGAGGAAUCUUUCAAAAAAAGAGGUCUAAUCGAUUACAACAUUCACUGCCUCCAAAAUUCAAUUCACGAAGUAUUCUCGCUGAAAGGCCGCAACGAGACAAAUCAUUCUAUCAUGAACAAUAUUAUUCCGAAUGAACAUGGUGGACAUGGAAAACAUGUCGGCAACCAUGUUGUAAAAACACCAAGCAAUAGCGUAAAGUGAAAUCUUUAUCAACGUUAAUAUAACAAAAGUCUCCUGCAAUAAAUCAUCUGUUAUUUUUAUUGAAGAUAUAGACAUGUUCGUCAAAGCAUAGACUUCUAAUAUGAUUAUUAUUAAUAGCCCUGCAAUGAAUUCGGCCCCUAUUUUCUUUCGUGGCCUACUUUUGGUGCACAAAAAAUACUCUGGCCCAUUAACUUACUAAUGCAAGGAAAAAACGACAGGUAAAACAAAGAAAAAAUUUUUUACGUACAGAUAGAGACAAUAGAUAAAAUGAGAAUUACCACUCUGUUGCAAAACAGUAUCAUCAUUCAUUGUUACUACAAGUAUAAAUGAUUAAUCUAUAACUUUGGCAAAUUAUAAUUGGUUUGCGACCCACUUGAAAAUGUUACUGUGGCCCAGAAGUGGGCCAUUAUCCAAUGGCUGAGAACCGGUGGUCUAACUUGUGUCACAUUCUAUUUUUCUCAUACAGUUCAGAAUGUAAUUCUCUACAAUGGAUUAUCUUCACAAAAUAUGAUAACAAGAAGCUUUUUUUAUUUUGAAUUGUCUUAUUUCUGUUUACUAUUUAUAAUAUGUUGAUGUCAAUUCUUUAGCACUGAGUUUAAAUAAAUUAAGCAUGUCUCACUUUAAAAGCAAUUUAUCAAAUCAGGCCAAUUUUUAUUUUUGUCAAUCCAUGUUUUAGCCACUGGUAAUAUUAAUUUUCAUUUGAAUCGAUUCACACAUUCAAACGAGUUGCUGCAAGAAUAGCUAACAAACUCAUUACUAAGGCUGGCAUUUCGAAUCGAAUAAUAAAUUAUUUGAAUCGGUUCAAACUAAAUUUUUUUUAAUGUAAUUCUGACAUAAGAUUGUUUUUUUUCACAGUGAGUUAGUGGUGAAACAUGUUUUUUUUAUUGUGUCUGGCUCAGUAUUCUAUGUUUUCAGUAAUUUAUGUGUGGAUGACUCAUUACAAUAAAAAAGAUACAUGCAAUUAUGCAUCCUCCAAAUAUUGAAGAUUCGAUUAUGAAAUCAUCAGGUAUUAGAAAAUACCCAGCCCUACAUAUUGCUCAACUUCUGACAUUGGUAUAAUCUCUUUCCAUGACCAUAUAAUUUCUUUAACUCAGACCAAGCUAGUUACAUAUUUAAAAAGCUGAUUUAGAGCUCAUGAUAGGUAGUUCAUGUUAAUUAUUUCAAGAAGUGUAUAUCACUUUACAGCUGUCCAUAUAUAUAAGCUAUAUAUAUCAGGUCAUAUAUUAAUUAGGUCUUUGUACUGAAAUAUAGUUAUAUAGUGUGGCAGAUGCACAAGAUUUUGUCCACAUGAAUUUGAUAUUUCUACUUAUUUAAGUCCGGAAACAAAAUUUAGAAAUCCCUCCAAAUGUAAAAUGUUUUUGAACAUUAUGAUGACAUCCUUUAAUUUGGGAGUAUUUGAUAUUUUCUGUUCUUGUCUUUAACCAGUUGUACUGAAUCCACUCUUUUUAUAUCCCAUCAUUUCUAUAUAUUUUCUAGUUUUCAUAUUUAUAUCAGAAUUAAUAAUUACUAGUGUACUGUUACAAUAUAUGUGUACGAACAAUACAUAUAUAUAAUGAUUUCCACGUACAAAUGCAUGAUAGGUUAUUCUUAUUUUGGUGAGUAUAAUAUGAGAGAAGUUCAAUAUUUUGUUUGCGCUAUUUAAACUAAAUACCAUUCCUACGGUGUAAAGAAGUUAGCAUUUCGAUUUGUCUUUUUUUGAAAUACAAGUGAAGUGGAAUAUAAAUUAUACUAAUGGAUGACACUAUUACAUCUUUCUGCACAGGGAAAUUUUCAUUUUGUCUGGUGGGCCCUUUGGGAAUUUGGCUAUCUCAUCCAGACUCCAUUUCUAUUACAUUUUAACUUUGGAUUACGAAUUUGAGGAAAAAAGCUCCAUUAUAAGCAAAAACAUAUGGGCUAUAUCCACUAUAUAUACCAUUGUUAUUGCAUGAUUUUCAUUCACUAAUAUGUAUCUUUGACACAAAGAUGUAUAUAUGCCUGAGACCAAUUUAAAAUUGUUUAUUUUUUUUCCAUAUUGCUUACUAGAAUAGUCAUUUUGUCUUGAAUGCAUGAUUUCUCAUGUAUUGUUUUGUGUACCGAUCACCAAUGUUAUCGAUUCUUGCCUAAACUAUAGGCUUGAUCUUUUUGAUUGAUUUUUCUUCGUACCAUUCUAAUAAAUAUACAAAUUUUUCA